AUGCCCGAUGGAGACCGGGAAAAAACAAGGUUGGCUCCGAGGAUCUGGGAGGGUGUGACUAGGAGUCUUGGAGUCUAUCCGGGCAAGAAAAUCAUGAAAUCCACGUGGAGGAGUGCCAGAUUAAAUUACAAUGAGGGGGUGGAAGUGGGCUUCGGGAAUCUCGGGAGCGUGUAUAAAUAUAUAGCUAGGCAGAGGAACAACGUGAAGGUAUUUCUAGGACGAGAGGGUGGUGGUGAACUGUCGGACUCGCAAGUCCCACUUGGCAGUUCGAUUUGGACUGUCCUAAUCCGGCAGAAGCCUCCUGCAGCUGUUGAUUGA
Messenger RNA from Histoplasma capsulatum G186AR, 318 nucleotides. RefSeq lists its product as uncharacterized. NCBI's taxonomy places the organism in Eukaryota, Fungi, Ascomycota, Eurotiomycetes, Onygenales, Ajellomycetaceae. The coding region runs from base 1 to 318 and encodes 105 amino acids. The record is from RefSeq and is a predicted model, not a curated record. The transcript has 3 exons.